AGAUGGGAUCUAUGAUGUCAAUUUAAAUGUUAGAAUUUGCGGUUUUUAAUUUGAACUUCGUUGGAAAUGUUCUGUUUGUACGUUUAAAUACAGUUGUAUCAGAAACUGUUUAUUCAGACUGCUGUCGCUUUCUUGAUGGGAGUUACCAUGAAGCGCAUUGGUCUAUUGCGAAUUAUGAUAGAUGCUGCAUUCUAACACACAGUUGCUUUUUACAAGAGGGGUUAGGAAAUGGAGAGUGAAUAUGGAGGUACCUGUGAUCAGACAGAACUGAAAACAUUGCUUAAUGAAUUGGAAGUGUCUUAUAAAAUGCAGGAAAAAGAAGCUAAGUACCAUGUGAUCAAACUUCAAGAAGAGAGCUUAAAAGUGAAACAAAUCCUCUCAAAGAUAUCAUUGGUUGUCAGAUCUGCUGAACAGAAAGGAAAUAUUGAAGAUUAUCAAGCACUUUAUAGAAAGACUAUCGAGGAACGAGAUGAAUAUAAACUGAAAGCUCACAACCAGUCAUGUGCUAUAAUGAAAUUAGAAAGAGAGCUGUGUAAAAUAAAAAACGGUAUCUUGGACAACAAAAACGUUGGUUCAAAUAGUGCAUCAUAUUUGGAUAAGGAAAUUGAUUUUUUGCAUACAGAAAAUGCCUCUCUCAGAAAUGAACUCAAAUGCCUUAAAAACCUUCUAAAUGAUCAAGAGCGUUUGAAGAAAGAACUGUCUGACAGCAACUUGGAGAAUAUUUCUCUUAAAGAACAGAUUGUGAAUAAACAAACAGAGUUAAUGGAAAUGCAGUAUCAGUUUGACAGUAAACUGAAAAAAGUACAGACAGAAUGUGAACAACAUACAUUAAAUCUACAAAAGAAACUUUCAGAGUGUCAAGAACAACUAACAGAGGCCAAGAUUUCAAAGGAGUUGACAGAGAGUAAUCUGAAGGAGAAAUAUGCAUGUGCAUUGAAUAAAGUGAAAGAAAUGCAGCAGAAGCUUGAGAAAAUAGUUGACGAUAAUGGAAAUGAAGGUAGAUGUAUAGUGGGCUCUCCACCAGACAAGUCUGAAAAUUCGGUCAAGAUGGCAAAUGAAUUUGCUGAAUCAAAUGAUCGUGAACAAACCAAGAUCACCACUGUUAUCACUACUACCAGAAGUAGCAGUAGUACCAUUACUACUACUGAAAAAGUUUUGAAGACCUCUUAUUCAUCAGAAGAUUCCCCAGAGAGGAAUGGUUCAGACAAAAAUAAUAAAAUAAAAUUGAAAAAAGGAGUAGCAGUGUGCCUUUUGGAUGAUGAAGAGCAGCUGGUGGUUAAAGGAGAGGAGAGAUCAGAUGACUGUGAGAAUGAGGAUUUGUCAGAAGAGGAAGUUGAUGAAAUAUGCAUCCUGUUAUGAAACCAACAUAGAAACAGUGCACCAGAAGAAAAUUUAUGUAUUCUGAAGAUGGUUCAACUGAAAGUGCUAUCCUUAUGGAGAGAAAUGUUAGAGCAUGUGCAUCUCGCUACAAUGGAUAACAUUUUUCCCUGUAUGCAUGCACCAGUGUGUGUGUGUGUGUGUGUGUGUGUGUGUGUGUGUGUGUGUGUGUGUGUGUGUGUGUGCGCGCGCGCAUGUAGGCAUGUGUUAUUAAUUUACCAUAUUACCAUAUGGUAUUAUGAAUAGCUUCAAUAAUGAGGCUGAAUUGAUAAUGCAGACCAUUACAGAAUAUUGUCACUCAUGUCAGAUAAGAGACAGAAGACACAUACUGAUACAUGCUGCAUGAUAAAGAGUGAUGUAGAUAAUGAACAAGUUUAGACACUGCAGAGAAGAAAGGGGGAGGGAGAGAGAGAGAGAGAGAGAGAGAGAGAGAGAGAGAGAGAGAGAGAGAUAAUGCAGAGAUAAUAUAAAUUUGCUUAUGCUGCAUCAAGAAUUAAUUUUAAAGAACAAAUCGUAAUAAUCCUAAAUAUGUAUCAAUGCAGAAGUUAGUACUGGUGUGUUUGUUAACUACCUGCCCCAGUGGACAGCUUUUGUGUCAGAAAUAGCACAUUAAAAAGUCAGAUGUGUUACAAAUUUGAUAUUUGAGCCAUAAGAGAACACUAAAACAGUUGUUGUAAUCUAAUUUUUAAACUAAUCAUGUCCAUGUAGACAUAUUUGUCUUAUUUUUGAUGACAGGCGCUUACAUUCAAAACAACCCUUUUGUUUGUGAAGGUUCUGUUUCUUUCAUUCCUUUCUUGUAGUUCAAAAUGACAAGUUUCUCUCAAAUGUUAUGAAAUGGAAAUUCCAUGAUGAAGAUUGGCAAACUUAAAAAACACACAAACUUGGUAGUUUUUUCUAGUUAAAAACAAAGCUUUCUUCUAACCAAAGUUUGGUUUGAACACUGUAGGCCCCUACUAGAUAUGGUAUUUGAACUCUGAGUAAUGUGCAACUUGGCCUUUGUCAUAUUAACAAAUCAUUGACAGAGGUGAAAGAAACAAGACUUGACAGAAUAGGUCUGAGGAUUGAAUCAUGGAUUUUUGGACAUACUUCUAGUUUUGUACAUCGAAGAACAGAAGUCUCCCAUCUGCAGCUGUGGUAACACUAACCGUUGGAUGAUUGCCAGGGUAGCUGGGUUAGGCAGAUGGCUCUUCGCAGCAGUGGCUAAAUGUAGGUUAGAGAGGUAAAGGACAGAACAGUGUUGGGAUGGAAACAGAUGAUGUGCUGCAAGGGGAAGUUGUCUCCUAAAGAGCUUGAGGUAGCAAUUGCUGAGGGAGGAGGGGGAGGGGGGGCGGAUUCUUAUGACGUUCUUAUUUAAGUAGCUGUUAGCACUCAGGUUUUGUGGCUUGCAACGUGUCCAGCAACUAGGUUGUUGACCUCACUGUAACUAUUUAUGUGGGAAAGAAAUGGUAGUAUGAAGUAGGUGUUUUGCUAGACAGUGGUAAGAGGCCUCCCUAGUCCUGAGCUAGUGAUGUUAGGAGCACAGACCAGGUAAUUGGUGUCUUUAAGUGCAAGGUUCAGUCAGGUGAUACAUUAGAAUACUGCUCCUUCCUCAGGGAUGAUAGAUCGGUGAAAGUUACGAGAGCUAGUCAUGAAGUUUUAAUUAUUACCUCAAAAAUAAAUUUAUGGAAUUAAUUUUUUUUACUAUUUUUGGAUAUAUAUGUGCAGUCCGUGUACACACUGAAAUCCUCACUGUACUGUAGAAUGCUGCUAGAGUAGCCAAAACGGAAUGAUACAGCAUGUCUCCAUCAUUCAUUUGGUUUUGACUCCUCUAGUGGCAUGCUAAAGUACUAUGGUGUAGUGAUUUCGCAGUGUACCGGGGCUGCAGUUAUGUAUCAGAAAACAGACAAAACAUUAAUUACUUAUAUCAUUCUUUCAAAAUAAUAAAUAAAAUUUUGAGUAACCCUUAUAAUAGAGAAGAGCAGGUGUCUUGGACCCCAGGAGAAGAGGGACACAUUAGUAGUUAGAACAAGCCUAGACCAAAGAAAGAAAGAAAGAUUACUGAAGACAUAAAAUGAUUACCAAAUAUCAAAAUAAAUUACAGGCAAAAAUUGCAGGCAACGCUCAGGCAGAAUGAAAGAUGAUGUCAGAAAGGCGGUUAAUUGCAUCAAGAGGAAAAUUCAAUCAAGAAAACUGUUGUAUUAUGAGACAGAAUUACUGACCAGUACCCAUACCUUCAGGCAUGUGGGGGGGGGGGGGGGG
Messenger RNA from Schistocerca nitens (vagrant locust), 3615 nucleotides. RefSeq names its product filamin-A-interacting protein 1-like. The record is from RefSeq and is a predicted model, not a curated record. The transcript has 10 exons. Bases 229 to 1359 code for a protein of 376 amino acids. NCBI's taxonomy places the organism in Eukaryota, Metazoa, Arthropoda, Insecta, Orthoptera, Acrididae.